AUGGCCGAAUAUUCGUCACUCAAGGUGCCUGAGCUGAAGAAGCUGCUGGCCGAGAAGGGUCUGCCUCAAACGGGCAACAAGGCGGAUCUUAUUGCAAGGCUCCAAGAGAACGAUCGAGCCUCCGAAACCGCUGAGAAGCCCGCUGAGAACAAGGAGGAUGAAAUCAGCUACAGUGAUGACGAGGCUCCUGCUGCACCCGCCGCUGCCGCGCCUGUAGCCGCCUCUGAGCCUGUUGCUGAGGUUCCUGCCACCGAGGCUGCACCCGUCGAGGCCGCUAAGGCCGAAGAGAUGACAGCAGAGAAGCCCGCCGAGACAGCGGAGCCUGAGAAGUCUUAUGCUAUCGGUUUACAAUCCACCGCUGCUGACGACGAAGCCAAGAAACGUGCCGAACGUGCCAAGCGGUUCGGUAUUGAGGAGGACGAGGACGCCAAGAAGCGCGCCGACCGCGCGAAGCGAUUUGGCCUCGACGAAAAGGAGCUUGCUACUACUCUUGAUUCAGCACUCCCUGAGCGCUCGCGAAAACGAGGCCGAGAUCGCACCACUGAAGGUGAAGGCAACCGCCCUGGAAAGCGACAAAGCAUGGACAGAAGGAAUGGUGGUGGCGGUCGUCGACGCGGCCGUGGUGGUCGGGACGGCGGUCGCGAUGGUGGCGCUCGAAAGGAGAAGACGUCUACCAGAAGUGGUAUCCUUGAUGACCCAACAGAGAAGGCCAAGGCAGAGAAGCGUGCUGCUAGGUUUGCUGGGAACUAG
Fusarium tjaetaba is the source of this 750-nucleotide messenger RNA. RefSeq names its product DNA-binding SAP. Lineage: Eukaryota; Fungi; Ascomycota; Sordariomycetes; Hypocreales; Nectriaceae. The record is from RefSeq and is a predicted model, not a curated record. Gene Ontology annotation, biological process: poly(A)+ mRNA export from nucleus. Gene Ontology annotation, cellular component: nucleus. Bases 1 to 750 code for a protein of 249 amino acids. The transcript is spliced from 2 exons.